GCUCAAGGCAUUACAGAGCAUAUGAUUUUUUUCCAACUUACUGGUAUUAUGAGGUCGUUGGUUUUGUACUGCUACUUCUGGAAGGUAGCUAAUGACUCGACCACUAAGACUAACACCCUCCAAGGCUUAGUCACUGAUCUGGAAGCCGAAAAUGCUAGGCUAAAGGAGGUAGUGGCUAAGCAAGACGAGGAGCUGCUGCUCUUGGGCCAACAGCAGUCAAUAAUGCAGGCCGAAACUUCCGAGAUGGCUACGGCUCGGACAAGGGCUGAGUCUAAGGCCACGGAGUUGGCGGCCGAGAUUGAGGGUCUCCGAGCUGAAAUAAACCGACUCUAGGAGGACAAUUCCAUUAUAAGAGAAUAUCUGAACCAGUUGGGAGAAACGCA
Molecule: messenger RNA, 383 nt
Organism: Corylus avellana
Lineage: Eukaryota; Viridiplantae; Streptophyta; Magnoliopsida; Fagales; Betulaceae
Source: RefSeq, a predicted model, not a curated record